AUGAAUUCAAAUGUUUCUAAAUUACUAACCACGAUUGCUACUUUGCUAUUGCUAGCUUCCAUUAGUCUAGCAAAAAGUGAAGACCAAAUCAAGCGACAUCUUACCAAUUAUCAACUCCACUCGCCUAUCAAGGCUUAUUUCGACUAUAAUCGAUCCUCAUGUCGUGGCCAAUUUAACUUCUCUGUGGCCAAUAAAACGAUACUCCUAUCCAUCAGACCUUCACAGAAUGUCUCAUGGAAUCGAAAUAACAGCCAAAAUUGUACCAUCUUGCCUAUUAGUGUUGUUGGAAAAGUAACUAAUAAUUCACAAUCAUACGUCGAUGGAAUAGUGACAAGCCAUGGAGAAUUUUACGGAAAAAUCGCAAUAGGACGUGGAAAAUUUACAAAGAUUUAUUAUGUUGAUUCUUGGUUUAGUGACCAUGAUGAUGAAAGAUAUGCAUUAAUAUAUAGUUUUGCAGACUUGAUUCCAUAUCAAUAUCGUAGUGGAACUGCCAGGUAUGGUAUUCUGACUGAAAGUAUUGAAAAUCUUGACAAAUAUCUUGCUACAGAUCAGGAUCUUUCGCUUUUGGAAGAAGACAGUGAUGAGAUGUUUAUACAAUCAAAGGUGUCGCCUAAUAGACUAGACGAUUCUCCUCUCAACUGGAAAUCAGGUCCUCUCCAAGUUAAGAAAAAAAUUUGCAAGCUGCUAGCCAUUUCUGAUGCUAGCUUUACUGUUAGCUACCAUAAUAACAAACCAGUCAUUGAAGCAGCUUUAUGGAAUAUUGUUCUAGCAGGGAAUAAAUUGAUCCAAUCCUUGUCUGUGGAUGAUGACCAUUACAUUAGGGACGAAAUAGAAUUUCAACUGGAUAGCGUUCAAAUUGAAGAGCCAGAUUGGUACGUCAAUGAGGCGGGGCAGGAAGAUAGCUCAGAUCCUAUGGAAUAUUUACUGCAACGUUCUCGGCUAAAUUACAACGAUUACUGCUUAGUUAUUGUACUUACUAAUCGUGAAUUCACUAACCACGAAAACAGUAUCAGUUGGACUCAUGGAACAAAAAACUUUGGUCUAUGUUCACCUUACCAGCAGCAUCCUACUGUUCAAGAAAUGAUAUCGGGAAAUGUAAUGAUUAUCAGUCGAAAAAGUCUCAAUUCUACUCUGCCUCAAGCCAUGAUAGAGAAUGAAUUUAUUCAAGAAUUAGCUAUUGCCACUGGUCUAUGGCACGAAGAUAGAGAAUGCUUAGAUAAAAGCACGACUAAAGCUAUUUUAGCUCAAACUAAUCCAUGCGAUAAGCAAUCUAUUCUCACUACUCUACGUGAUCGAUUGAAUACAUGUUCCAGGAAACAGUUACUUGAUGUAAAUGUUGCCUCCAAUCAAUGUGGCAAUGGUAGAAUUCAACCUGGUGAAGAAUGCGAUUGCGGCGCAAAAGAAGAUUGUUCAGACAGUUGUUGUGAUGCAGAAACUUGCAAACUGAUAACGUCGAGUCAAUGUAGUCCAAGCCAAGGUCCUUGUUGUAAUCCAGAUUCAUGCAUGUUUUAUAAUGUAUCGGAAGAAAUUGCUUGUCUCCAUGAAGAAGAAUGCUAUCAUAGCAGUUUAUGUGAUGGCAAGACACACGGUUCGGUUUGCCCUCCACCAAAAACGAAGCCUGAUUCAACGUUAUGUGAAGGUAAUAGAAAGACGUGCCAAAAUGGAGAAUGUUCAGGAUCUUUAUGCUUACAAUAUGGUCGUCAAGCAUGCGAGUGCCAAGUGAAGGAGAAAUCUUGCCAUCUAUGCUGUUGGAAUGAAAACACAAAGACUUGUCAAAGUAUUUCCGACUAUCCAGAAUAUGAUAAGUUGCCUGGAAUGUACAAGCCAGAAGGAAGCAACUGUGGAAAUGGUAGUGGAAUUUGCAAUUGGGACGGACAUUGUAUACCUCCAGUUCGAAUUGGAGCUAGUUUUAUUAGUGUCAUUUUACGUAAGCUAUUGCGGUAUUUAGGUAGAGCUCUUUUGGCAGCCAUGUUAGCAUUCCUUGCUACUACCCUCCUUAUUUACUACAUGCUAUAUAAUGAGCCUUUCUUUUUCGCUUUACUGUUUCUGACGUCUGUCGGUUUUGGAUAUUUUCUGAACAAGAAAUUAUUUACUACUUGCCAAUCGGCCAAGGAUGAAGAUCAAAAUAGUGAAGAGCGCUUACGAGUAUGA
Molecule: messenger RNA, 2151 nt
Organism: Trichoplax adhaerens
Lineage: Eukaryota; Metazoa; Placozoa; Uniplacotomia; Trichoplacea; Trichoplacidae
Exons: 1
Coding region: 1-2151 (716 amino acids)
Biological process (GO): membrane protein ectodomain proteolysis; Notch signaling pathway
Cellular component (GO): plasma membrane
Molecular function (GO): metalloendopeptidase activity
Source: RefSeq, a predicted model, not a curated record